ACAAGAAAUCAUCAGUCAAUACAACAUUGGCUUAAAACUUGGUGAAAAUUAAAGAAUAUUGGAAUAUGAAGUGCUUAUCUCUCUUAAACUCAUCAAACUCUUGUGCAUUUUCAUAUGGUUACAAGAAGAAGAAGUUUUGCCCAAAGAGCUUAUUUAGUUGGGACUUUGGCAGAAAGAGCAGCACACAGCCAGAGCCUAAAUAUCACGACAGCACAGACCUCCCAUUUCCACUCUCUGUCUUAUCCCAAACAUUCUUGAAAGGCAGAGAACUGAAGUGCUGCUAUAAGGCUACUGUAGAUGGGUUCAGUGCUACAGAAUUCCACAACAAAUGCGAUUUCAAGGGACCGUGCGUGAUAAUCGGCUACACCCAAAAAUCCUUCAAAUUCGGAGCUUUCAGCCCCGAAGGCUACCGAAGCACUGACGACUAUUAUGAUACAUUUGACGCGUUUCUGUUCUAUUGGGCUCGAGACAGCGAAAACGAGCCCAUUAUGUUGUCCAAAGUAGGGGGGAGUGGUGCGGCCCUCUUUGACUAUGCCAGAGGUGGGCCCCAGUUCGGGGCGGACGGGCUGCUCAUUGGGCCGCCGCUAGCACCGGUUAUGGGGGGUUUUGCUGGGCCCGACACGAAUUCGGGUGUUGGGGACCUGAGACAGGCUAAGUCUAGGCUUGGGCUAUCUUAUGCUAAAAGGGCUGAUGGGAAGGAGUCUUUGUUUGGGGAUGAGCCCAAGGCCACGCUUGAUGAGGUGUUGGUUUUUUGCAGCCCUCAGAUUGCGAGUUUGUAUUAGAUUCUAAUGGCUAAAAUGUUUCUUGCAAGACAAGGUCUCCCUGUACAAAGAAAGGCAUCGAAAGCAUUUUCCAUCAAAUAUGGGAAUCGGGAAUCUUUCAGAGCCGUAGAUUCUUCAAGCAACAAAGAAGGUGGAGAUUGAAAGUGGGGGAA
This is a messenger RNA of Striga asiatica, 934 nucleotides long. The record is from the annotation of a GenBank genome assembly. NCBI's taxonomy places the organism in Eukaryota, Viridiplantae, Streptophyta, Magnoliopsida, Lamiales, Orobanchaceae.